Messenger RNA from Paramecium octaurelia, 1286 nucleotides. Lineage: Eukaryota; Ciliophora; Oligohymenophorea; Peniculida; Parameciidae. The record is from the annotation of a GenBank genome assembly.
AAUAUGAGAAGCAUAACAGGAGUGAUAUUGAUUCUGUUGUUGAAUUAGAGCGUUUUGUGUAGUCCAAAGAAGAUCAACACAGAUUUUUUGAAUUUAUUGAGUUCAAAAACAAAUGUAUUGAGUUCUUAGGAUGCAAUUCAAUCUGUUUUAAUACUUUUGGAAGACUUGUAAGGAGCGAAUUUAGAAGCUCAAGAUAAGGCAGAUUUAACAUUUUAGAGAUUUGAGAAUGCUAUUUUAUAGGAUAUAAAUGAGUUUUCAGGAAUAGUGAAUGUGAAUUCAAAGAGUGCAGCUGCUGCUCAAUAAGAUUGGGAAGCUGUGGAGUAAGGGUUUAUAUGAUAAUUAAGUCUUAAGAUUUAACAAACAACAGAUUAUUUGAAUUGGAAUAACAAGAGAUACAAGGGAAACGAAGUUAAAUUGGAGAAUUUGGCAGAGUAUGACAGUAAUCAUAAAUAAUUUAGAUAACGUUGUGAGGCUAAUGCAUUGUUUAUUGAUACAUUAAGAGAAUAUAAGAAUGCUCUUUCAGUGUUGGAUUGGGUCAAAAGCGAUGCACAAAGCAAAUAAACAAAUUUGGUAGAGAAGAGUCAUGUAGGUGAUUAUGCUGAGAAGUUGAGCAAAUAUGCAAAUUUAUUUGAAGAGUAGGCAGUAUAAGACUUCGUGAAGUUGGGCGAUGAUGAAACUACAUUUUCUUAAUCAAGUAAAAAAUUUAAUAUAAAAAUUGAAGGAUAAAGAGAAAAUGGGGCAUAAUUAGUAUAGUUGAUGACAAAGGAUGUAGUAGGUGUGGUAUAAUAGUUGAUAGAGAAAUUGAGAGAGACAAUAAAGGGAUUGGAAGAGUAGGAGAUUUAAUCAGCUAAUGAUUUCGCAGAUUUCAAGACUAAUCUAUUAGCUGAACAGGAGUCUUUGAAAUAGGAGUAUGAUGCUAAGGCUAAAUUCUUAAAUUCAUUACAAAAUGACAAGGAGUUGGCAUCUGAUAUUUUAACAAAGAAGAAGGAAUUGCAGGAGUAGAGCACGAGAAUUUUGAGUCUAACAUAAGGUAAUGAUUUUGAAUGAGAUGUAGAGGAGUUCAAUUACAAAAAGAAGUUGUAUAAUGAAGAGAAGACCAAGAGACACGAGGAGAACCAAUUGUUGGAGGAAUCUCUAUUGAUAUACAGAGAAAGGAUAGCAACAGUUAAUGAAUAUUUGAAGAAGAGAGUGAAUGAAUAUGUUGGAGAUUCCUUGAUUGAAGAAAACGUUGUAAGCAAAUAGCAGUCUGUUUCGUAAAGAAAAGGAUAAUGAGUAUUUCUUUUAUU